UGCGGGGAGACAGAGCUUAGCUAGCACAGACAGAAAAGAAGAUGGCAAACGAGGAAAAUGUCCCGAUAUAAUGUUUAUCGAGAAAUAUGCAAGAAAAUUAUAUGAACUUAUGUUUGUAAAAAGUUCGCGCUUGAUAUGUCUCGAACAAAAAAAGAAGGAUGACAAAAUAAAACUAUGGAGAGAGAUAAAUGAUGGGAUGUAUUAUCUCCAUAGAAAUUGUAGGCCAGAUAGGAAUGAAUUUGAAAUUCUCGGGAUUCAAGUUGUGGGAGAAAUGAUGCAUCUUAAUAUAUUAAUUAAGGAUACUGAUGACAUUUAUCAACUCUAUCAUCGGUAUUCUACCAGAAUUCCGAUUCAAUUUACUAAUAGUGAUAACGUCAUACAAUUUGUAAAUAUGCUUUUGGUAUUAAGAAACAUUUUAAUUAUUAACGUCUCUUUAUUAUUACACGGUCCAUUAGUCAGAUCUGACCGACUUAAGAAACGAAGUUCAACAAUAUUUUCCGAUAGCGAAAACAAAUAA
Diversispora eburnea is the source of this 517-nucleotide messenger RNA. Lineage: Eukaryota; Fungi; Glomeromycota; Glomeromycetes; Diversisporales; Diversisporaceae. The record is from the annotation of a GenBank genome assembly.